ACACUUUAAUUAGAUUUCAAUUUGACAAUAACAUUACAAAUCAUUCCGAAAUCGAACAAAAAUUUAGAGAGAUAAUAGUAUUAAUUAACGAAAUAGGAGCUGAUAAUGAGAAUCAGUAUGAAUUAUAUAGAUACAAAUAUCAUACGACUUAUAAUAGCUAUUUAAACGCGAUUGGUGAUGUGGAAGGCGCUAAUAGACAAGAAAUAUUAGCAAGAAGAUACGAAAGACAUCGUAUCGAGGAAAUACAACCCGUAUUGUAUGUGGAUUUUGUAGAAUCAGUUGCUGUCAAUCAAGAUUGUCAUCUUAAAGACAAGAUUUUAGAAAAAUUAAACAAGAUUCGUUCAAUUUUAGAAGAUGAAUUGAUUGAUAUUAAUGUGGUGAAUACACUUAUUAGUGAGAUAAAACAGAUUUUUGAAAAUUUUGAUAGGAUAACUGAAACCUUUGAAGGUUAUCAAGAAGCAAUAAAUUGCGAGAUCUAUAUGCAUAGGUUAGCGAAUAGUUUGAUUAAUAAAAAGCUAAUCACUUUAAAAGCUAAUGACAAUAAUGAAGGACUCAAGUCUUCAAAAAUUCAAACUGUUAGUAAAGAGUUGAUAGAUUAUUUGAGAUGUUUAGAAUUAUUUGCACAUGACGUAGCAUAUUCAAAAAGAAUUGAAUUCAUUUCAUUUUUAUCGAAUUCUUCAGAUAAAAUAGAAAUAUUAUUUAAAAAUAUUAUAAAUACAGAAGAAGGGAUCAAAAGACGCGCAAGAGUUCUUAAUUCAUUUUUUCAUCCAGAUAGAACAAAACAUCUAAACAGUCCAUAUGUACUUCAAGAAAAACAUAAAAGUCAAGGCGAUGAGUUGUUUAAACUUAUUUUAACGUUCAAAGAACAUUUAUUGAAUAAGUUGAAAAAAACCUUGGAACUAGAGGACUAUGAAAAAUAUGGAAAUGAACUUUGGAAAACUGCUAUUGAUUAUAAUAACGCAUCAAAGGGAAAAUGGAAUAAACUAAAAAUCUUAAAGAAAGAUGAUAUCAAAGAGCUCUCUUCCGAAUUAUUAAAGCAUAAUAGCAUAACUAUGGGAGAGUUGGCUUACCAUCAAUAUCGAGCAGCAUGCAAAGUUGCAGAUAGAGCUAAACUGCUAAAAAAACAGGUAAAACUGAGAGGAUAUAUGGCUUUGUGCUUAUAUUUCACAGACAAAUUUCUAGAAGCUCGCUUAUAUGCUUUAGUAGCAAUUAUUUUACACCUUAAGAGUCUAAGUAAUUUCACGCAAGAAUUGGAUGAAGCAAAAAACAUACUUGAUAAAGUUAAUAGAAGGAAAAAAGAGGGUGAAAAAAGUGAAAAAGGAUUAUCUUCCAACUCGAAUACUGAUAUUAAAUUCGUGUGUGACCCUAAUCAUGCAAUGGCUUUAAUAAGAACAAAUGGUUCUUUCUAUAAUAGAGGGAUUAUUCAAAAUUCGAUUAAUAAAAGUUUGUUUAAUAUAGCUACUAAUUUGUUUAUUAAGACGGAACAUCAAACAUUAUAUAAUGAGAUUUUUCGUGUUAAGCUCGCGAAAACAUAUUUAGGUGCAAUUCUGUUUAAAAAGUCAAUAAUUCGAGAAAAACUUAAUGAAAUCAUAAAUAGAGCGUUAAGUGCAUAUGAUAAUGGAAAAUAUCAAGAGUUCAUCAAUGUGCUUUCUGAGGAAUAUGAUGAAAACAAACGCCUCUUAGAAUACUAUAAUAAUCUUGGUAUUUUAGAAAUAGAUAUAAUAGGUACGCUUAAAAAACAUGGUUUCAGACCGGAUGGUAUUGCAUAUCUACUUGUUGUACUUGGAGAAGUUUUAGGUAGUGGAAACAUAAAAAUCAAAGGUGUCCCGCAUAUAUUUUUGAAAGCUGAUGCAAAAAAAUUUUUUCAACUGGCACUGAGUAGCGAGCUUGUGAAAGAGGCAAAAGAACUGGAUAAAUGCACCAGCAAAUUGCGACAAACCAGUCGGGGGAGCCUUGAGAGAUAUUUUAAAAGUACUUACGGUACAAUUAAAGAUUUUACAUUAUCAGAAGAACGCACAAGACUGGCUCUAGAAUAUCUGCCAGAUUCUCUAGAAAUGCCCUUUUUUUCAAGAUUGGAGGAAAUACGUAAUUUUGCAAGGAUUAAUAUUGCAAUCCUUAACAUAAUAAAUUAUGACUAUGACACCCUUAAAGAGGCCAUAAAACCGGUUGAAGAUACUCGACAUUCUGUAAGAGAAAAUUAUCAAUUUGUUAGCAAAGCUAAUUUACGCUUAGAAGUCUUGGAGGAUUUUUUAUGGAUAAUUAGUGAUGAAGAUUUAUCUGAUGUAUCCGAUGUAUCUUUAUUAAUCACAUUUCCCGUUGCAACCAACUCUGUUCCGGAACCGGAUGAUAAAUAUAUUAAUUACUUGAGUGGCCAAAAUUCUUUCAACCAAGGGAGUAAAUAUUACGAAGCGGCUUACUUUGAACAUUUAGCUGAAAAAGAAGCCAAAUUUAACAAGUUAAAUAGUUUACGUUAUUGGCAAUCUGCUCAGGAAAACUAUAAUAUUGCACGUAAAAUAAACCCUGAUAAUCCAAUUUAUUCCAUCGGAUAUGCAAAAUGCUUAUUAAAAUUAUCUAAAUAUACACAAGUUAUCAAACUUUCUGAUAUAUGCCCAGCAUUAAAUUCUUCAUCAGAAUACUGGCAUUUUCGUAGUGUGGCUUAUUUUAAACAAAAAAAGUAUAUAGAUGCUAUGUCAUGCAAUUCUGAAGCUCUAACAUUGGAUCCUGGAAAUAAUUCUGCUGCUAAACACAGAGAACUUGUCAAAAAACUAAUUAUAAAUAAUAUAGUUGAACACAAAAUUGAUCGUUAUAAAAAAAAGUUAAUAUAUGAAACAGAUUAUUUGAAAAAUUCUCACAAUAAUGAGCACACUGUCUACAAUAUUCUAUCAAUUGAUGGAGGAGGAAUACGCGGGGUAUUGCCUGCUUUAUGGCUGAGCGAAAUAGAAUAUCGCACUCGUAGACCCAUUUCUCACUUAUUUAAUAUGAUAGCUGGAACAUCGACUAGUGGGAUUAUUGCUGCUGGAUUAUCGGCACCACAGUUUAAAUGUAAGAAAAUAACAGAUGAUUAUUUUGAAUACGAAUAUUCAGAUUUAAUUCCAAGAUUUUCAGCUUCAGAUUUAUUAAACAUUUACAAGAACGAAUCCAAAAAUUUAUUCACUACAUCAACAUCAUGGUUCAAUAUACCUAUAUGGUCCAAAGCAUAUGAUAAGUAUACUAAUGAGGGUCGUUCUACUAUUUUUAAACGAUAUUUUGAAGAAACAAGAAUAAACCAAUCUCUUACUGAAUUGGUUAUUCCAGCUGCCAAUGAAAACUACACACAUUUAUUUACCCGUUAUGAUGCUUAUAAAAACAGCAGGAAUAUCGAGAUAAAUAACACUUUUGUUGACAUCUUAAUGGCAACAACAGCUGCACCUACGUUUUUUCCGCCUUAUAAAAUUGGUAAUAAGACUUUUAUAGAUGGAGGAAUAUAUCUUAAUAAUCCAGCAUCAGCGGCUUACAGCGAGGCUAUCAAACAUAAUGUGCCAGAGAAAAAUAUUUCUGUGCUAUCUCUAGGUACAGGAUGUUAUUUAACAGAUCCUUCGAAUCCUCCUCAAUCCAUGAUAUCUGCACAAGAAAGCAACACAGAUCGUGAAAUGUACAAUAAUUUAAAAAAUCGUUAUCAACGAUGGCAAGUCUUUUUUGAGGAGCCUAUAGGAUUUGAUGACCAUAAAAGUAUUCCUGAUCUUUUAGAGCUAGGCUAUCAAUAUAUAGAAGAGCUUGAUUGUUCCGAUGAAAAUCCUAUUAAUAAGUUGGUAGAGUCUUUUAAUAGAUAG
This is a messenger RNA of Cetraspora pellucida, 3809 nucleotides long. The record is from the annotation of a GenBank genome assembly. NCBI's taxonomy places the organism in Eukaryota, Fungi, Glomeromycota, Glomeromycetes, Diversisporales, Gigasporaceae.